Strongyloides ratti is the source of this 1149-nucleotide messenger RNA. RefSeq names its product T-box transcription factor TBX20. The record is from RefSeq and is a predicted model, not a curated record. The coding region runs from base 1 to 1149 and encodes 382 amino acids. Gene Ontology annotation, biological process: regulation of transcription by RNA polymerase II; heart development; cell fate specification. The transcript is spliced from 2 exons. Gene Ontology annotation, cellular component: nucleus. NCBI's taxonomy places the organism in Eukaryota, Metazoa, Nematoda, Chromadorea, Rhabditida, Strongyloididae. Gene Ontology annotation, molecular function: RNA polymerase II cis-regulatory region sequence-specific DNA binding; DNA-binding transcription factor activity, RNA polymerase II-specific.
AUGGCUAAAAGAUCUUCAGAUGUUUUGGAUGGUAUUGAUAAAGGUGUAAAACAAUUAGAAUCAACAAAUAAAAGAAGUAAAUUUAGUAUAGAUCAUAUAUUAGAAAAAAAAGUUGAUUUAUCAUUAAAAGAAACAAAUAUUUUUCAUAAACAAUGUAAAGAAGAAUGGAAAGAAAAAGAAGAUUCUCCAGAAGUAAUAUCAACAAUUCCAAGUAAUAUUUUACCCUUAGGAGUUUCACAAAUACUUGAAAAAGUUCAUUGUAAACUUGAAGGUAAAGAAUUAUGGAAUAAAUUUUUUAAUCUAAGUACAGAAAUGAUAAUUACAAAAUCUGGAAGAAGAAUGUUUCCAACAUUAAAGAUAAAAUUUGAAGAAAUCAAUCCUGAAUCAUUAUAUUAUAUUUUUUUGGAUAUUGUACCUGUUGAUGAUCGUAGAUAUAGAUAUGUUUAUAAUAAGUCAAGUUGGUUGACAGCUGGUAAAGCUGAACCAACACCACCACCAAGAAUCUAUUUACAUCCAGAUUCUCCAAUAACUGGAAGACAAUUAGCAUCACAAAUAAUAUCAUUUGAAAAGGUUAAAUUAACUAAUUCUAGUGAUUUAGAUAAGACAGGACAUUUGGUACUUAAUUCUAUGCAUAAAUAUCAACCAAGGAUUCAUUUGAUGGUUAAAGAUGAUAAAAAUAUAAAAUUUCCAGGAAUAGAUUAUAUUAAUUCUAGUCAAUUUGAUAUAACAAAAUAUAAUUAUAAAACAUUUCUUUUUAAUGAGACACAAUUUAUGGCUGUAACAGCAUACCAAAAUCAAUUGAUAACACAAUUAAAAAUAGAAAAAAAUCCUUUUGCUAAAGGUUUUAGAGAUCCUGGUGGUCGUGUUUCUGAUUAUGAUGAUCAUGGAUUUGGUGGAAAUUUAUUUAAUAAUAAUAUAUCUUUAAAUAAUUUAUGGGGUAAUGGUUUUCCACCAUCAAUGGAUCCAUUAUUUUUUAGUAGACUUAAUACUGCAGCACUUCUAUCACAAAAAUUUACUCCAACACCAUCUGGUCAUGGAAAUUUUUUAUUUCCAUUAACAAAUUUUUCAAUGAAUUUAUUACCUGGUUUCGAAGUUUUCACCAAUAAUGAUAAUAAAAAAAAUACUAAUGAUGAUUCUUCAAAAAUUUAG